GCAACGUUGCUUUCGAGCAUCAAGAUGGCGUCUAUCGUCAGCGGUCUGUAACUGGGACGUGCGCUUUCGAGCGUGUGCGCGUGUUUCUCUCGGAAAACACGCACUUCGCUGUCCACAGUACCAGUGAAUAUUCUAGUCCUUAAUGUAGAUAGUUUGUUAUUACUAGUAUGAAGUUCACAGAGCAUUUGGCAGCCCAUAUCACGCCGGAAUGGCGAAAACAGUACAUCUCGUACGAGGAAAUGAAGACAAUGUUAUAUGCCGCCAUGGAACGGUCACCAUCACCCGAAGUGGUGGAGCAAAGUGUGAUAACCAGGUACCUGGCAAGCUUCGAUGAAGAGUUUUUCCAGUACUGUGAUAAAGAGCUUGCAAAAAUAAAUACCUUCUACUCCGAAAAGCUUGCGGAGGCCACUAGGAAGUUUAGCAACCUAAAGUCCGAGCUGAAGAAUUAUAUCAGCAAGAUGGAGAGCCACCGGUUGACCGGCACCCUCAGCGGGCACGGUUCCUCGCGUUCACGGGGGAUGAGGUUAGGCUUGAAACUGCGAGCCUUCGACCGUGAAGCACGGGAAGUGAAAUUCCACACGCGCAAGAUUCACGACUUGAAGCUGGCCUUCAGUGAAUUCUACCUCAGCCUCAUCCUGCUGCAGAACUAUCAGAAUCUCAAUUUUACUGGCUUUCGUAAGAUACUGAAGAAGCAUGACAAGCUAUUAGGCACUCACCUUGGCGCUCAGUGGCGACAAAGCCAGGUGGAAGUAGCGCCGUUCUAUACAAACAAAGAUAUUGAUAAGUUAAUACAAGAAACUGAGAGUUUAGUCACUAACAUGUUGGAAGGGGGAGACCGUCAAAAAGCAAUGAAAAGAUUACGUGUUCCGCCCUUGAAUGACCAGCAAUCUCCUUGGGUAACGUUCAAGGUUGGGCUUUUCUCUGGUGCCUAUGUCAUACUGGUUAUCGCUGUGAUCCUGUCAGGGGUAUUCAGCCACACCCGGGACGACUGGCGUAUCGUGUUCCGGCUCUACCGUGGGACGCUGCUCAUCAUCCUCUUCAUGUUCCUUUUGGGGGUAAACGUCUACGGCUGGCGGACAUCUGGGGUUAAUCACGUCCUCAUCUUCGAGCUGGACCCUCGGAACCAUCUUUCUGAGCAGCAUCUCAUGGAGAUGGCUGCCAUCUUUGGGGUGCUUUGGGCGCUCAGUGUUCUGGCAUUCCUCUACUCGGGUCCUCUGGCCAUUCCAACGUAUGCCAAUCCCCUGGCCCUGCUUCUACUCAUGUUGCUGUUCCUGGUGAACCCUCUGCGUACGAUGCGUCACCAAGCACGCUUCUGGCUCCUGAGGGUGCUGGGACGCAUCUUUGCGGCGCCCUUUUUCUAUGUGGGGUUUGCAGACUUCUGGCUGGCAGACCAGCUCAACAGCCUUGUUCCAGUGUUCAUCGAUGCUCAGUAUUUUGUCUGCUUCUACGCCACGGAUUUUCAGUGGAUGGAGAACAGCGAUGCAGCAAGGUGCAUGAACAAGCCACUGAAUUUGGCUCUUCGGCCAGUUCUAGCAUGCCUUCCUGCAUGGUUCCGGUUUGCACAGUGCCUUCGGCGUUUCCGGGACACCCGGGAGGCCUUUCCCCACCUGGCCAAUGCUGGGAAAUACUCGACGACUUUCUUUGUUGUGAUUUUCUCUACGCUUUGCAAUGUCUACAGGGAUAAAUACCCAUCAUCUAGCGCCAAUCCAUUCUUUAUCUUGUGGAUCUUAUCUGCUGUUGUUAGCUCCUGCUUUACUUACACAUGGGAUGUGAGAAUGGAUUGGGGCCUCUUCGACGCUUCUGCGGGCGAGAACCGCUUUCUUAGGGAGGAAAUAGUCUACUCGUCCGCUGGUUACUACUACUUUGCCAUCCUAACUGACCUGGCUCUUCGCUUUGGGUGGACGCUGUCUGUAUCCCUGACUGAACUAGGAGUUAUUCACUCAGACCUCAUGGUCACAAUAUUGGCACCAUUAGAAGUAUUUAGGCGAUUUGUGUGGAACUUCUUCCGCUUGGAAAACGAGCACCUGAACAACUGCGGCAAAUUCCGUGCGGUGCGCGACAUCUCCGUGGCUCCAAUGGAUGCUGGAAAUCAAGCGCUGCUGCUGCGAAUGAUGGACGAACCUUCUGGCGUCGUCAACCGUGGACGCAAGGACCCCCGUCGCAAACCCAAUAAAUAUAAAAGGGCCAAUCCAGAGACGAAGAUCCUGCUUGAGCAUGAAGGUAGUGACAACCCUGAAGUAUGAAGAUAGCUACACAGAGCAAUAUACUUAAAUUUAGGACCAUGUGCCAGAAGAUCACCCCAACUAUAUUUCAACUAUAUUUUGCUAGUCUCGUUCCAAGGGUUCAUCAUCACUAAAUGGAAACGUGCCAUUUAGACUGCCAUUCCACACUGCAAAUAUAUUAUGUCCUGGAGGCAUUUCUGUACAGAUGGAUAGGCUGUAUAUUGUAGAUAUAUCCGAGUGAAUGUCACCUCUUACACAUCGGACUUUCCAGAAAUAAUCAAAGUAUGUAUAUCAUCCUUGCAGUUUUCUCAAGGUGCACAUUGGAUGUGCAAGAUAUUCCUGUGUUUUCAGUUCAAACCACCUUCCUAUGACGUUGGCAACAUGUCCUUGAGCUUGGGGGAAGGACAAAACACAAACGACCUUCCCCCAAAUCCCGGGGACAUGUUGCCAGCGUCAAGUAUAUACCAGCUAGCUUGCAUUUUACUUCCAUGUUCACCUUUAUAUCUCAUCUCAAGAUAUGUGCAUAUAUUUUGGAAGUACAAUUCUUUAUUUUGCUCAGAAUGUCCUUACCCAGAAUGCCAUACUCAAGCUAUAAUAUGUUGUAUAGUUCAAUUCCAUUAAUUUGAACUCUGAAGGGUACUGUAGCUUUGUUCAUCCUUUCUGUGUUGGACACGUGUCGCCGCACGUCCGCAGUCGUGCGAUACUGAGAGACUCAUUCACCUCAUAUUCUCCUCACACCAUUACGGCAAUCUACAAGGAAGGCCCCCUGGUUUUCUGCUGCGGCAAAUUCAAAAUUCUGCGGAACCGACUUGUAAAUUCCGCGAUUUUCUGUGGCAAGCAGUCAACGGCUGCUUGAAAUGGGAAGCACUUUAUUUUCUUGUAUAAUGGGAACAAAAAUAUUUUAUAAAAUUACAGAUUGGCUCAGCAUUACAUACAUGAUAGCUUGUGUUCUCCUCUGACAAAGAAUGCCGUCUGUCGCCUGCAAUCAUCUUAUUCGCGACUCCAGCGAACUAUAGGUGGCGCACGCCGAACCUGGACUCGAGGGUUGCCACUUCACCACUAGGUGGCUAUUGCUUCGCUGGAGUCGCGAAUACCUGCUGAAAGAUCUUUCGGCAUCUAUGGAAUUUAUAGGAACUUUAUAGGAAGAUUAUAGGAAUAGGAAGGAGCUUACAAUACAUGCGCUGUGGAAUACAUUUUUAGGACAUCUUUUUUUGUUUCUGGGCUGUAGGCAUUAUUUAAGAGUCCUUAAAGGCAAAGUCCCAAACAUUUAAAUCAAAAUCCCGCACUGCCACUGCUAAACUGCACACGGGGGGACGCCGGCCCUUCCUCAGUAUGCGCAAUAAACUUGGGCAAACGUCAUCAUAAGCUAAACUACAAUCUGUGUGUGUUGGUCCUGCAGAAUGGGCGUUUCGUAAAGCAGGCUUCACCUCAUGCAGGGAAGCGUCCGGUGAAGCCCACCUUCGGAAGGUGUCGUUCAUAUUCUACGAAUAGUCGGAUAUUCGGAAAUCCGAAUAUUGGGUAUUCGAUUCGAGAAUGAAAUACUUCGAGUGAUUGAUAUUUGAUUCGAAUCUGAGAACUCUCAUAUCAACACCCCUAAAAAUAAGGGGUUCCGUGAAAUUCAGUGCCAAAUGAAGGAUUCCGCGAUGAUUUCCGGAUUCCGCGAUAUUUCGUGGAAUCGCGGAAAACCCGGGGCCUUAUUCAUAACUAGGACCUUGUCAUUUCAGGUUUUAUGUUUUGUGAAAAUGGGAGAGGGGGGGAAGUCUGGUGAUAUGCAGGAGCUGUAAAACAGUAAAAGUUUGCGAUACUGGCUGGAAAAGCAGAUUUUCCGGCUGAAAGUAAAAAAAAGGGUGCUUCUCGCAUUUUAGGUCACCACGAGGUGCACAUGCCGACUGAAUUGCGACAUGGGACAUGCUAACAUGGGACUGAAUUUGCGCUGUGCUAACUUGGCUGUCGGAGCUUUCCAGGUUUUUACCUUAAGUGACGAUGAUGCAAGUUUGGGGGAGGUAGAACCGGCUUUUACUAGGUGCAACCUUAAAGCACAAGGCCGGUCUUACAUGUGGUAAGUGAUCCCACGCAAUGUCAUUCGAAUAAACUGCCGAACAUGUUCUUUUUUGUUCAAAUUACCCAACAUUUCACCUCAUUCGUUGCAUCCCCUCAGAAUAAAACACACGACUUUGAUGGGACACGAGCAUAUGCAGAUGUUCAAACUAGCAGUAUUGCACUUUCGUUGUAAGCUUUCAUUUUUGACUCAAGUUUCUGUAAUGUGUUUCACAUGAUAGCGUUUUUCUAGCAUUACAUUUGUGCUGACGUGAGUCUAUGUCGAACACCGCUUUCAUAGCAGUACAACUGCAGUUUGUGUGCCCUAACCAAACGACAUAUGCAGAGAUGAAAGAUGUAGUUAUGUGUGGCACAUCUGUAAUAUUGCAAUAUUGGGCAGGUGGACCCGCCAGUAUGCAAUUCCAGGGUACAUUUAACAUUUGCACGUGUAUUUUGAGUGCGGCACUAAAAAUAUAUUUUUAUAGGUUAGUUUACUAAGGAUGUAGCACUGUAGUGGAAGGUAGUAAAAAUAGGAUGCCAAAGUGCACACAGUGCUGCAUCGUACUUAGCACUGUGGCGGUUGCGGUGGCAGUACAUGGUACUUUUUAGAACUUAGUAUUUGCAAACUUCAACUGCAUAAGUAAUUUUAAGACCUUUUUGAAUAUUGGGCUUUAAAUAAAUAUGUUAAUAUUAGAAUUUAAAACUGGACGUUACUUUACAUUAGGGAUACUAAACACCCUCAUCAAUGUCGGACUCUCUCUAGAGUGACACCAGGCACAUUUCCCCAUGACCUCCUGGUGAACUCGAGAGCUGUUCUGCAGUAGCAGGCAGACUGUGUACAAGAACGCCUGUGUUUGAGCCUCUUUUAAUGAACGAAAAAAAAAAAAAAAAGCAUUUCCUUACACAUCUUUGUCAGAUAUGCACACAGGGUUGUUGCACUUGAGGCUAUUGUACUGGACCUUGAACUCUAAGUACUGUAUUAUGGCAACAAUGACUCAGUCAGAUGCUGUGUGGCACGUGCACUGAAUGUGCAAGAUGAAAAAAAAAAAAAAAAUCAAAUAUGUGGUUAAUGGUUUUGCAUGCUCAGUACAGUGUGACGAGGGGAACGUCAGUCACCCAUCCUUCCCCCAAUAAGCUACAUGCCUCUUGAAGUGCACAGAAUUCACGGCAGCCACCACUGCCAGUGAGGCAGCUGCAGCAGAGGUCACAUGGUUCUGAGAGCCAACGGCAGUCUCUCACUCACUCUUCUGAAAUAAGAGUUUAACACGAAGGCUUGUUGCAGGGUCUAUACCUCGAUCACUAUAGCAUGUAGAAAAAAAAAUGAUGGCAGUGGCUUUGCUCUGAGUCAUAGCCUUUGAGGUUAGACGUAGAAUUAUGGUUGAAGUCUUGUCUUGUAGCCAGAGCGUCGAACCGAACCGAAACCAAAAACCGGAACCUGUAAUUUAACCGUAAAUAUUUAGCUGGAACUGAACCAUAAUUACUAGCGCCAUCUUGGAGGUGAACCAAAAAUCGAACCGAUCCAAAAACUCCGGUUACCGGUUCGAUAUACCGGUUCAGUUUGGGUUGGUGUGUGGUGGGGGUGAUAUGGGCCUGCCUGCCUAGAUUAGCGGCAUGUUGCUCAGGGAAGGGAUGAAAGAGCGUCCUGUUGGUCGAAAAACAGAAAUAAAUGCGUAAAAAACGUUCAAAAAAGAUUUUGUAUCAUUUUUAGUGGCUACUUCCAAUUCUGUAGCAUAUUAGAACCUCGAACCGGUUCCGAACCGGUUUACAGCCUCUGAACCAGUUAAUCGAACCGAUAUGUGCGAACUCCGGAGAUGAACCGGAACCGACCCUUUAUGGCUGAACCCGUAACAAACCGGAAAACGUUUCGGUUCGACGCUCUGCUUGUAGCAGUGACACACAACGUCGAUGGCCUUGGUGAUGUUUGUGGCGAGCGAUCUUUCUGCAAGAUAGCCCUUCCAGUACCAUGCACACCCAGGAGCCAUCAUGUAUAUACAAUCGAGGAAGAUGUCCUGUGAACGAUAUACUACGAGAGGUGCACACAACGGCCCGAUUGGAGGCGAACGUUACACGGUGUCAUUCCCACCCCUGAGGACGGAAUUCCCCACCAGUUGAGAACCCCUGGUCUAGAACAUUCUGCAGCAGUCAGUGACGCCUGUGUUCGAGUCUGCUUCUCUCCUGUGUGACAGGUUUAGACUUUGAUCCUAUUUUUGUCUUAUAUAUGCCAACAUUGUCAGAGACUUUACACUUUGAUGCACUAUUUCCUGCAUAACCUUCAAUUUCUUUCUUUUUUUUUUAUCCUUUACAGAAUUUUUUAUUAACAAGCUAUGAGAGCCAGGGGUGGAUCCAGGAUUUUUCUGAAAGGGGGGUCUAGCCUUGGUAAGCGUGGUAGAUACACGAACUAGGUCAAUUAAACACUAUGUGAAGACAGAAAUUGAGGAAGGGGUCAAGACAUCCUGGCUCUCUUCCUCCUCCUCCACAAGAGAGUAACUACAAGACGACUAAUCAUCUUUUUAAUUAGGGAUUAUUAUUACUAUUUUAGGCAAAAGCAAGUUAGCGUAAUGGGAGACAAUCCUUGUUGAAAACCAUUCUAUUUUUUUACAAAUCCAGAAAAGAGCGUGUGCCGUGAAAUAUCCAUCGCUGAAUUUCAGAAUGCAAGUUGAGAAGAAACCCAAAAAGCGCGCCUCAAGAGCACGUCGUCUACGUCUUAUCUGAGGCUUAUCUGGGCCGGAAAGUGGAUUAUCUAGCCAGCAGACCUGCACCUACUCCGAUCUUCUCUAUCGCUCCAAGUCACGUGGCCCUGUGACUUGGAAUGAGAGCUGUGCUCCCUGCGUUCCUGGUCGCCGCUCUCUCGGCAAAUUUGCAUAUCAAAAUUUGGGGAUGGAUAUUUUAACGCACGUGCAUGUUUCAGGAUUUGUUGGGCAUGAAACGGCUUUCACCGAGGACUGUCUCCGAUUCUGCUACCUUGUUUUUGUCCGAAAUCCCCUAAUUAAAGAGUUCAUUAACGAAUUUUAGGUAAUUUGUCAUCUUGUAGUUGCAUACUUUCUUUUGAGAGGAUGUCCGCCUGGCCGCAUAACUCAACUGCAAAAACGACAUCUGUCCUGCUCUCGUUGCUUUUUCAUGAAAAUGCUGUAGAGGAUAAAAAUAAACACCCUGAAUACAUGUACGGUUAGAGCUCACGGCUUUUGACACCUCAUUUGUUUUGCUGAGUGACACCGUACAUUCAGUGCGGACGGUGAUUACUGGGUGACUGACGAUGUUCAUGCCCUCAACUGCACAACAUACUCCCCCCACACCAUUGCCGGUGACGCACUCCAUACUGCACGAAGCUUUUACCCGUUACCUACUAUAUGUAGGGGGCUGACUUUUUCACGUGAUAUUUUUCACUAACAUUGGGCAUAAAUAUUCGGUUAUAUCUUGCUUCAAUAAUUUGGGUGUGAUUGGGUCAAACUGAACGUGAUUCAGUCCAAUUCUUGUUGAAUCUGAUUCAAUCAGGUGUAAACCUUUGGAUCAUAAUACAUGAUUCACUGUAAGACACAGAGUAUCAAUAUUGAGCCCAUGCAUUUAGUAAGUAGCAGGGUCUUGGUUUUCACAGUUUAUAUGAGCAUAUUUAUGCAUUUACAACACAGUUUCCAAAGUUCUACCUUAGUUGUGGUGACUUUAGAUUACCCUGGUCCAGCAGUUUUCGGGUUAAACCCAGUUUUUGCCACUUUGAAGCUGGGGGGUAAAUAUCGGGCGUAAUCGGGUAUAACCCUAAAAAGUCAGGCCCCAUCUAUAUAUAACACCACUUCACUCACUGAGAUACCUCGAAUAACUUUGAAAUCACGAAAGUGGCAGAUUACCAUCAUUUAGGUCACGGCGCCCCAUACGUACCGCAAACUUUUACUUUUACUUGUACUUUUUGGUUCCACACCAAAAAGUUAUUCUCUCCUCGGUACUCUGGCAUGUACUACAAUGCGUGCAUUAUGCAAUGACGCACAUCUACCGAAGCGUCACAAUCUCAUUAAGACACGUGUGCGUCCGACAAUGCACUUAUGUAUUGUUAUGUUCUGCUACAGUAGUGCACAACAUCGAAGUGUUAGUUAGGGGAUUUUGAAUGAUAGAAAAGCACGGUUGAACGCCUUACGGAUGUCACAUGGUUAUAUAUUUCAGUGCUGUCUGGAAAAUAUGUAAGACAUCUGACAAGCUACCAAUCAUGCAUGUUCAUCAUAAACCCGCCAUUCUAUUUGUGGCAAUGCUUCUGUACCCAUUUUGUAGAAAUAAAAUAUAUUUUUACAAUGUC
Ornithodoros turicata is the source of this 8538-nucleotide messenger RNA. RefSeq names its product solute carrier family 53 member 1-like. NCBI's taxonomy places the organism in Eukaryota, Metazoa, Arthropoda, Arachnida, Ixodida, Argasidae. Gene Ontology annotation, molecular function: inositol hexakisphosphate binding. The record is from RefSeq and is a predicted model, not a curated record. Gene Ontology annotation, biological process: phosphate ion transport; cellular response to phosphate starvation. The transcript is spliced from 14 exons. Bases 168 to 2243 code for a protein of 691 amino acids. Gene Ontology annotation, cellular component: Golgi apparatus; cytoplasm; plasma membrane.